This is a messenger RNA of Raphanus sativus (radish), 1212 nucleotides long. RefSeq lists its product as uncharacterized. The transcript has a single exon. The record is from RefSeq and is a predicted model, not a curated record. Bases 11 to 1111 code for a protein of 366 amino acids. Lineage: Eukaryota; Viridiplantae; Streptophyta; Magnoliopsida; Brassicales; Brassicaceae.
UAUUCUUGUCAUGUCUCUUCUUCUCAGCCAGCUGUCGAGGCUUUGUCUUAGGAAACCUGCGUUGGUGAGAAGAUCAUGUUUUUAUCUUUUGAUAAUCUCUAAUGGCUUCUCAUCUUCCUUGCUUCAAACCGCUCCUGGUUUUGUCGUCCGCGCUAAUCCUUGUGGAGAGGGUCUCGGAAAACUUCUGUUUCUGAAGGAUACUGAGAGUUGGUUCACUCAUUUAGAAAAGAAGGUGCCUCUGGAGUUGGUGGAUAGAGAUGAAAUGGGGUCGGUCGGGUCAUGCAAUGGGUGGGUCGCUACUUUGAAGGACGACCGCGUAUUGCGUCUCCAAGAUGAUCUAAACCCGACAGCAUCGCAUACACACCCGAAACACAUUCCUCUGCCUCCUCUUGUGACUCUACCUCAUUGCCAAACCCAAAUCAUCACCAACGUGUCAAUGUCCUCAUCUUCUCCAGAGGAUGAAGACUGUGUAGUGGCUGUCAAGUUCUUGGGACCUCAGCUCAGCUUUUGCAGACCGGCUCAGAGUCAACCGGAGUGGAUCAACGUCAAGAUUGAAGACCCAUGUUUCUUCUCCUCACGUGUCAUGUUUUCCAAGAAAGAUGGCAAGUUUCGCAUUCCGGGGUCUGGAGGCAGCCUCAUUGGGUCAUGGGAUCUCAACAAACCCAAGAACAACCCCAAGAUUCAGAGGUUGCAGUAUCAAAACCUUCCCAAGCUCACAAAGAUCAAACGAGAGCUUCUGGAUGUGUGUUGUACGAGCGAACACUUGGUAGAGUCAAUAACCACCGGCGAGACUUUCUUGGUUAAGUGGUUCAGGAAGACCAGCAGGCGUCUUGCCCUAAUGAAAACGAAAGCUUUGAUGGUGUUCAAGAUAGACGAAGAAGGAAACGCUGUUUACACUCAAGACAUUGGAGAUCUCGUCAUUUACAUCUCAAAGUCUGAACCGUUCUGUGUUCCUGCUAGCUCCUUCCCUGGCCUGGUUCGAAACAGCGUUCGCAUAGUUGACGUCGACGAAGAUGGCACUAUCCGUCUGCAUGAUUCCUCCAUCGCUUCCAUUAAUAUUAGAUUCGGCGCCCCCUACUUUAUUCCUCCUCAAAAUAUAGACCAAGUUUAGAGUCUUCUCUUCUAUCAAUAAUUUAUGCCCAUUCAAGACGAACAUAUGUUACUCUAUGAUAUCUUUGGCAAGCAUUUUAUAUGAUCCAAACUUAUUUUUCA